AUGACAGUUGAACGUGUGCUCGGCGAGCUGGUAAAACUCGGGAAAAUCGAUAAAUUCAGCGGAGAAGUCGAUUAUGGAGGUUUGGAAUUUAAAGAAACAUUUCAGCUCAAAAAUGGCUUGCAAAUGGGCCGGUUGAUAACUCGUUUCAAAGGGAAAGUUGUGCGUACAAUACCGGCUUUAAAGUCGGUCCGGAUGGUGUCACAUUUGUAGAACUCAUCGAGAUGUACAAUCUGAUAUGCCGUUCUACGCACAGCUUUCACUUUGAAGCGAGUUAUCAGCCGGAAAAAUUGUCUAUUUUUCAGCCGAAAUCUCAUCUGACUCACUUUUUGACGCAAUGCGUGAAAUUGGAAUGAACGAGGAGAGCCAGAGCAUUCUGGAACCGUUUUUAGAGGUGUUUUCAGAAAACCGCCCCUCUUUUCUAAUUCAAAACUUCCAGGACGCUUCGCUGAUCCACCAGACGCUUCUCUCGAUGACAUUUUCCAAUUUUCUCGCUUCUUCUUCUCCCAUUUCUGCCACGUCAUCAUCAUCAGAAUCCCUGAAAAAGGCGCGUCGAUCGGUGCGACUCCUUCUGAAUCUCGUGCAGAGAUCGUCGGAAUUCGCGGCCAAAGUGCCGUCGGAAUGCGUGGAUUUGCUCGAAACGCUCCUGGCGACCGCCCAUUUCGACGCCGAACUUCUCCUGUUUCUCGUCAAAACCGCCGACUCCACGUGGCUCGAAUUCCAGAAAUCGCCGCGAUAUUCUCGUCUUUUGGAGCGUGUCGUCGGCCUUUUGGACGCCACCGAACAUGACAGAAAUUCGACAAUCUUGGCCUAUUUUUCGACGCUCCUCGAGAAGGACUACGCGUUUCUGGCCAAUUGCUACGCCGAACUAGGCCCCGCCCCUUUUUGUGCGAUUCUCGACGUGGUUCACGGUCUGCAAAGCCACGCGGCGCUACGAAUCCAUCAGAAUAAUCUGCUUUUCGUGCUCAAUUUACUCGAGCUCAUUUGCGUCGAUUACGGCGCGUUUUUGAUGAGCCGAGUGAAAAAAGAGCCGAAAGAUGGAGAAAUGAGACGGAAAACGACGGUGGAGAUGCUCACUUUGCUUGUGGAAAUUGUCGGUAAGUCGGAGAUUUUCUCGCAAUGCUCAGCAUUCAAUUUUUAGGCGAUUUGUGCGCAAACACGGAGAUGACGUCACAUUUGAACGAAAAAGCGACCGUGAUCAAUAGUGUCGUGGAUGUUCUGGAUACGGUACUUUUUUGUGAACAUCUACCGUAUCCGCCGUGAAUCCACGUGUUCAGAUCCUUCACUCCGAGUCUCGAUUUGCGGAUUUCCGUGCCGAACAACCGGAAACCUGGCCGGAAAUGCCGCCCGACGAGCCGAAAUUCGCAGUUUUACGACGCAAAAUUCAGGAGGAACAACGAUAUGAAUCGAUGAAAAACGGGCAAAAAUAUCGUCCGAAACAGCCGGUAAAUCUGGGAAGAGCGCGAUGAAAAUAGGUUUUUGUUCUAGCCUCCGUCGAAAAUGCAACGAGUUAUGGAGUCGGAAUCGUUGAGCCAGCUGUCGGAUACGAUUCUUGACAAUUAUAAACAUGUCGGAGAGGGAUAUCAUCGGAUCGGAGAGCUCAAAUUGAACUGCUUGAAAGCGAUAGGUAAGGAACACAUUUUUUAUCCAAAAUUUACUGCGUAUAAUCAUUUUUCGAUAAUAAUUUUAUAAAUUUCAGCGAAUCUGUGCAAUCUCUCGGCCUCCAAUAAACUGGCGACAGUGCAGAACGGCCGCACCGCGCUCCUUUCGGUCCUUCAGUGCACAACUCGCCGGCCCGAAUAUUUUAUGGAAAGUUAUGCGAUGGUACAAUAUCCGAGACGAAUUACUGUGGACUACUGUAGUGUUUGCAGCGCAACUGGGCCAUUUUCUGCGUGCGACAACUGACCGACGAGUGCCAGGAGAAUAAAGAAGUCAUUCUCCGGCUCGGCGAGCCCGCCCAACCGAUUAUCGAUCGACGGCGACUUCUCAAAGAGUUUGGGAUUCUGGAAGAAGAUCUGGAAGACGUCAUGGAGCCCGCAGAAUAA
Caenorhabditis sp. 36 PRJEB53466 is the source of this 2042-nucleotide messenger RNA. Lineage: Eukaryota; Metazoa; Nematoda; Chromadorea; Rhabditida; Rhabditidae. The record is from the annotation of a GenBank genome assembly.